Messenger RNA from Fusarium coffeatum, 1023 nucleotides. RefSeq lists its product as uncharacterized. The transcript has 3 exons. Lineage: Eukaryota; Fungi; Ascomycota; Sordariomycetes; Hypocreales; Nectriaceae. Bases 1 to 1023 code for a protein of 340 amino acids. The record is from RefSeq and is a predicted model, not a curated record.
AUGAACUACGCCAACAUGAUUGAGGAGAAGAACCUCAAGAAAACAUUCAUCAUCGCCACACUAUGCUCUACCCUCGUCGGAACCUUUACCUCGUCGAUGGGUCUCUACGACCGUGUCAAAGAGAAGCGCAAACAGGCCAAGCGCGACACCACCCAAGACGAAGAGAUCAAGAAGCUCAGAGCCGAUGUCGAAAAAGCCUCCCACGAACGCGACCGCGCCGCCUCCGACCGGCAACGAAUACGAGACGAGGUCGAAAACUCCUUUGAGCGAUCGGGUGCCCUCAUCAAUCGCGAGUUCGAAGACGGAUACAGGAGAUAUGGCCAGAGAUUUGCCAUCGGGGAUGUCAUUACGGAGAAUAAAUUGCAGGCGCAGGUUAUUGCCAUGCAGCAGACUGUGAUCAAUGUUCUCCAGGAUGCGCUGUAUAGUGGACGACCGCUUGAUCGGGCGGAUAUGUCUAGACUUAUUGCUGCUUCUGAUGCGGCGAGGGAGGGAUCCCUUGGCGCAUUGCGACAACAGCGAGAGCGAUUGGAAGAUCGUGGCCCUUCACCUCCACUUCCACCUCCCCAAGUCCUCCCUCCUCCUCCUCGAGCGCCUACCGUGGUCGCAGACGAAUCUCUGUACUGUCGGUACGCCCUCGACCUACAACACAUCCCCGAACAAGGCCUUGCUGCAAGCUUCAUCCCCCGCGGCGAUCAUCUCUGCCCCGCCUGCGACGUACAUAUUGAUGUGGAUGACGAUGACGGCUGGGCAAUUGGUAAGACAGCUGUGCGUCUGAUCAACGACCACGGUUACAAGCGUGAGAUCGACGAAGAGCUCGAAUUCCACGUCAGUCCGCGCUUCGUCGUCAAAUGCCAUACACCCGAAGGAGAAUUCGCAUGCGUACUAUGCAGCCGCUUCCGGGAAGAGGACGUCCUAUGUCCCACCGCCGACACUUUGAUCAAUCACAUCGGCCGAGUACACAAUGUUGCGGAGAUGGAGAGGGAGCUAGACUUUGAAUCUCCGUCGCUGGUUUGUUACCUAUGA